ACCGAGCUCAGAGCUCUGGCGGGUUGGGCUCAGCUUUCCCGCCGGUCUCCCCGAAAGUGACAGAGGCUUUCGUAUCGCGCAAGCCCCCUUCUGGUCGCCCCGAGAGUCCCCUUUUUCUGGUGCCUCGUAGGGAUGCUUUUGGUGGUCCUCGUGUUCCUGCUGCCCACAGUCUCCGAUGCCUGCGGUGAUCCACCAAGGUUUGAAACUAUGAGGCUCCAGGGUGCGCCUAAACCCAGGUAUCGUCCUGGGGAACGUAUACAAUAUGACUGUCGCCUAGGUUUCAAGCCCAUAAUUCCUCUUCGUUCCAGAUCUGCUGUUUGUGAGGAUGACAAUACAUGGUCAGCUCUCGAGGAGGCCUGUACAAGAAAAUCAUGUCCUAAUCUGGGAGAUCCAAUGAAUGGUCAAGUUUACUUUGUCAAUGGAAGUAUUCUGUUUGGUUCACAGGCUCACUUUGUUUGCAAUCAGGGUUUUUAUCUGAUUGGAGAAAGAAUUCUACAUUGUGAAAUUUCUGAAAACAAUGUGAGCUGGAAUGAUGAUUCCCCAAUAUGUGAAAAGAUUUUGUGUUCCACACCUGGAAAUAUAAAAAAUGGAAGAUUUACCAUUUACAAGGAUGAAUAUCAAUAUAAUGAAAUAGUAACUUAUGUGUGUGAUCCUUCAAAUGGACCAGAUGAAUAUUCUCUUGUUGGAGAGAGCAGGCUUGUUUGUGUUGAUCAUGAUAGAUGGAGCAGUGACCCUCCGGAGUGUAAAGUGGUCAAAUGUGACUAUCCAGUUGUUGAACAUGGAAUGAUAGUAUCAGGAUUUAGAAGAAAAUUUUACUACAAAACGCAAGUUGUAUUUAAAUGUAACCAGGGUUUCUCCCUUCAUGGCAGCAGCACAAUUGUCUGUAACGCAAACAGUACUUGGGAGCCCAAGAUACCAACGUGUACUCAAGGUCCUCGUCCAAAUACAACUACAGUGUCAAGUUCAACAGGUCUUCAUCCAGCUACAACUACAACAUCAAGUCAUGCAGCAUAUGUCUCUCCAACGGUUGACUUAGAGCCUGACUCUUUUGAGGACUUCGAUGCAGCAGUCAUUGGUGUGAUUAUUCUUUCUGUGCGAGACGUGGAUUCAAUCCCUGGGCCAGGAAGAUCCCCUGGAGGAGGGCAUGGCAACCCACUCCAGUGUUCUUGCCUGGAGAAUCCCCAUGGACAGAGGAGCCUGGUGGGCUACAGUCUAUGGGGUUGCAAAGAGUUGAACACGAAUGAAGCGGCUUAGCAUGCACGCAUUCAUCUUUGCCAAACAUUAGAUUUCUAUUUAAAAUUCUGCUUAAAGAGAAGCAUUUCCUUAUAACAGAAAAAAGUAUUGCUUCAAAAAAAUGGAAGAAUACAGUGGCAUUGGAGAUUCACUGAGAGCCUGACUGCUGACUCGCUCUCCACGAUAGUCCUGAGGACACGGCCAUGUAACAAGCACCGUGCUGUGACAGCGCUGGUUCAUAGCGAAGCCUCUCCCACCAGGGGAAUAACACAGUCUCCAGCGUGAACACGGUUAGCUCUCCCACGAGGUGGGCCCCCCGAGGGUUUGCUGGGGCAGGCACGCUGUAAGUAACCGACGGGCCCACAUUUGGUUGUAGUAUGCCUGUUGUAGUCAGUUUCCUAAGCAGGAGUGGAACUGCGUUCUCCAGCUCCGGAGUCAGUGGUCCUCAGUGGCUGCUGCGAGUGCCAAAACCAGCUCAUCCUAUGUAAAGUGAGCUUGAGUGCACAGGGGUUAAGUAAAACAUAUGAAAAUUAAUUUUCCUGCUUCUUUGCAUUCUUUUUAAUGUGGCUUCUAGAAAAUUCAAAAUUACCUGUGUAACUUGCAUUAUAUGUCUUUGGACAAUACUGGAAUUGAAUAAUAAAUUUUAGAAAGCUGUCUAUUGUCACCAAAAAAUGUGAUGCGAGUUUUAGUUACUUAGGAGACUCUAACCAGAACACAUGAUUUCCUUCAAGUGAGGGGUAAACGAAGCAUUUUUGAAAUUGAACACUCAGAAUCAUUACCUUUUUAAAGAUUCCAUCUCAGAGCAACAUUUUAAAUUGCAAUAUUAGAAAAAUGUGUGUUUAAAAGAAUCCUUUGUUUCAUAGUUCAGUGACUUACUGAAAAACGCAGAUUUUCUUAACUGUCCAUUUUCUAACUGGACUUCUGGAAUUUAAUUUAUGUACUUAACUCUGCUCAUCUCUGAUGCUGUCUUUUUACCUUACCUUGUAGGGAAACAGAGUUUAGCACUCCAUCCACCACUUACUGGAAUAAUUUAACCACUCCUGUAGUAGACAAACUAAAUCGUUUCCAUAAAUCCAUGCAUCCCUUUACCUUUUGAUUCUUUUAAAAUGUUAAGAUCUACAGUAAACUCAUACAGAUACCAUGAGAAACAGCAUGGAUUUUCCUCAAAAAAUUAAAACAGAAUCACAAUAUGAUCCAGCAGUUCUGUCUGCAUAUAUAUUUGAAGGACAUGAAACCACCACAUGGAAGAUAUAAC
This is a messenger RNA of Dama dama (fallow deer), 2488 nucleotides long. Its product is annotated as membrane cofactor protein-like. Bases 133 to 1254 code for a protein of 373 amino acids. The transcript is spliced from 11 exons. Gene Ontology annotation, biological process: negative regulation of complement activation, classical pathway. The record is from RefSeq and is a predicted model, not a curated record. Lineage: Eukaryota; Metazoa; Chordata; Mammalia; Artiodactyla; Cervidae. Gene Ontology annotation, cellular component: cell surface.